Molecule: messenger RNA, 4093 nt
Organism: Lethenteron reissneri (Far Eastern brook lamprey)
Lineage: Eukaryota; Metazoa; Chordata; Hyperoartia; Petromyzontiformes; Petromyzontidae
Gene: SLC25A15
Product: solute carrier family 25 member 15
Biological process (GO): mitochondrial L-ornithine transmembrane transport
Cellular component (GO): mitochondrion
Molecular function (GO): L-ornithine transmembrane transporter activity
Source: RefSeq, a predicted model, not a curated record
GUGGGUGGUGGUGGUGGGUGGGGGGUGAAGUCGGCAGCGAAGAGGCGAGGCAAGACUAUAGGCAUUCUGUCAUCGACCACCGUACGAUUGAGCAUUGAUUAUUGUGGUAGUUGUUGUUGUAGAGGCAAGCGAUCGUGAAGUGACACGUUAGCGACAGCGAGUGGCGGGUACAGUGCUCGCCACGUGUUUUAAUAGCGACGCCGUGAGGAGGCGACUGUUGUUGUAGCUGUGGAGCGAGACUGACGAUACGCACACAGUGUACAAUAGUCGUGAUCAGGGACAGACGGUGUGAUUAGUGUAGGCGGGGGAGGGUAAUGUGCAGAGUUAGAGGGUAAAGAACGUGGCAGCCGCUACAGUGUUAGUAGUGCCGGGUCGUAGCCAGCGUCACGGCGUUAGACUUCAGUGUUAGCGUUGAUCUUCUUUGUUUUGUUUCUUUUGUAUCCGCCUACCUCCAUCGGAAGAAUAUCCUACCAAAGAUUUGCAACCAUGGGGAUUCACCCUCUGAUCCAGGCGUUAAUUGACACCAGCGCGGGCACGGCAGGUGGCAUAGCCUGCGUCUACAGCGGGCAACCAUUUGACACGGCCAAGGUGAAAAUGCAGACCUUUCCCAAGCUGUACAAUGGCUUUGUAACCUGCUUGGGCCAGACGUACCGCACCGAGGGCAUCAGGGGCCUCUACCGCGGCAGCGUCCCCGCUCUCAUCGCCAACAUCGGCGAGAACGCCAUGCUUUUCCUCUGCUAUGGCUUCUGCCAGCGCCUCGUGGCAAAGCUUUCUCACCUCCAGGAGGGCAGUCGACUCAGUAACAUGCAGAUGGCCACAGCCGGUUCCCUCGCGGCCGGGUUCACGGCGAUCGUCAUCUGCCCCUUGGAGCUCGUCAAGUGCCGCAUGCAGGCCAUGCGGGAAAUGCACGCGGCCGGCAAGACCAUGUUCAGCAUGGCCGACUGCACGGCUGUGGCGGUAACGAGGAAUGUGCUGCGUGUCGACGGACUCUUGGGGCUUUAUAAUGGACUCAGCAGCACGUGGCUGCGUGACAUGCCCGGCUACUUCUGCUUCUUCUGGGGGAACGAGGUGUGCAAGACACUGUUCACGCCCCCCGGCAAGACCAAAGACGACCUGGGCGCACUCCCACUACUGGUGAGUGGUGGGAUGGCAGGCGUCUUCCUGUGGGUGGUCGUCUACCCCUUGGACAGCGUCAAGUCUCGCAUCCAAGUCAUGUCCAUGUCAAGCCGCCAGCCUGGUUUCCUCGCCGCGACAGCCUCUAUCAUCCGUACUGAUGGCAUAAUGGCUCUCUAUUCCGGGUUCACCCCGACCAUCAUCCGAGCCUUCCCGGCUAACGCUGCGCUGUUCCUCGCCUACGAGUUUACCAGGUCGUCCUUGAUGCGCCGAGCGCAGUAGGCUCAGCAGAAGAGAAGGUCUACACGGCAACAGAGGGGUCCGCAGUGAGGAAGCGUGGAGCACACUGCACGUGGACUGAUGGAGGAAUAUACCUCUCACGGAAUUGUUACUGCGUCACGGGCAGUGCGGGGUGCAUCUCUUGUAGUAGCACUUGUGUUUUCUUUGACGUCACAGUUUUAUCGCUAUUCUUUUUUUUUACACGCUGCCACAACCACCUUUUUUUCUACCUAAUGCCUCCUCUCUUUUAGAUUCCUCCUUAUAAAGCAACCACAGAUGGAUGCAAUGUUCCAAGAUGCAUCUAUGCGAAUGCGAUUCACAGGAGGCAUAGCUCUAUCGGUGCUACUAACGCUUGGAGUGUAUUUUGUUUAACUCCGGUGAGAACUCAAGAGACGGGGGAUAGUCUCGUUUGCAAGCGUAACCUGCGUUACCAAAAUGAUAAAGGAAAUAAAAGAAAGUACAGCAAUGAAGCAAAUAUAAAUCACAGGACGUUUACAAUGAUGGACCACUUUUGUGGAGCCCAAUUCCAGCAGGCAUGGUGUUAUUUAGAAGCGUAUCUUUGCCUUGACAUUGGGCCAAAUUUGGGCGUGGUGUGCUCUUCUGACCAUUUGUUAAUGCCAUUUAUAUUGAUCUGUAUAGAGUGCAAAUAGAAAAAUAACUGGGUGUGUGCAGUGCGCCUGCGUGUUGGUUACUCGUGUCAUUUUGUUCCGCGGUGCGAAAUUGUAAAUUGCACUAAAAGCAUUGCAAUAUACUUUUCUGUAAUAUUGUCAGACAUUAAUGAAGCCUUUAUUGAUGGUUAAUUCAACUCUAUAACCUUGCAAAACUGUAUGCUUUCAAAACCCAACCAUUGAGAGUUGAUGGAAGUUAUUUUUAAAAGACACCACAUUUUCUUGUUUUCUAGUUUAAACACUGGUGCAUUGCAUCUGUUAUGUAGUUGCAGCACAUCAGAAUGCGUGACCAAUUCAUCAUACCUUGAAACAAAUUUCUCUAUGUUCAACAGCCACAGGAAAUAUGAGUGUGCAAGUUGGUUUUCAUGUUAAUGAGCACUUGUCAGCAUGCAAUGCCUAUUCGUAUACGUCAAUGAAGACUGAAACUGACCCUUUCAGUAAAGUAGAGUAAUUAUAUACCAUUCGUGCAAUACAACGUAUAAUGACGCAAUGUCCAGUCCACAAAUUCGAAAGAGCCAUUACAGCGAUACACUCUGCUGCUUCGGACUCGGUUAUCUGGCUUGACCCACGUGAAUGUGAAAUUGUGGUUGUUGUUCUGCAUCUACAUCAGCCACGCGAAAGAAGAAGUGCCAUGUUCUAUAAUGUGCACUUGAAUUAAGCAACCUCCUAAUAAGUAGCAUAUCCAGCAGUCUCAAUUGACUUGAGAUUCAGUGACAAGCUUCUCUUGAACGCCAACUGGUGGAAUUGAUUUGUGGAGUCACUUGUGACUUAUUCUGAUGAAGCACAUCCUAUCCUUUUUUAACGGCAGCGCACAACUGACAAUUGCAGUGUAUGGGGUUGUCACUUUAAUUGUAAUCAAUAGUGAUUGAUUUAAUCCUUCAAUCCCCUUUAACAACCAUUGUAAGUUUUUUUUUUUAUCUUUCAUUUUGGCUCUGAACUUGUUCAUGAUUAUUGAGCGUUUAGUGUAGAAGUUGAAUACCGCAAACCAUCGCUGAACGCUCCCUGAGGUCUGCUCGUUGGUUUAUUUUACCCACGUCUGGAAGGCAUUCCUUGCAGGAAAUUUGCAGCAGAUGUUUUAUUCUCAGAUGCCAUAUAUGUCAUGAAGUUGCUGUGGUGGUGACAUUGACCCCAAAUCCCGCUGUGUCGGGGUUGGGGGUUUCAGUGAAGUAAUUGUGGACUGGAUUGAGAGCUCACCAAACUCAAUACAUGUGAGAGAAGCAUUUUAUUCUGGGUGCGAAACCCCGGCUCAAAUCCGUAAUAGGUGCCCGCUGAAUACUUGAACAUAGACAUUAUUCUCCAGUCUCACAAAGCCACCUCCCAUAACACCUGAUUCCUUGAUUUUGCAUUAUAGAGCUAAAACUAUUCAAUGGCGAUCACUAUUUUUGCUCCGUAACAAGCCUUGGGGAGCUCGAUAUAUAAGCUCGUGUUUGCAUGGUGUGAUUAAUCGCUGUCGUUCGGUCUCUUGCCUCGUUUUCUGUAACACGGGAAAGUGAAAUUCACAGCUGUUGUGAGUAGUCACACCUGUAAUGGGAGCGGUAUUCUUCUUUGUGUGCUUUGGUGCCUAUUGUGCUGUAACGAGCGGUUGGUUGAUUGAUGCACAUGUGUAGUAAUCUCUUGAGACUAAAGCUGUGUGGUCAUUAUUUCUGAUUGUUCUUUUACAAAAGAUUGUUUAUUUCCCAGAAAAAUGUAUCCUGAUUACGCGUGACUAGGGAGUAGAUCUGACUGCGCCGUGUUGGGUUGUAUUUUUUUAUCCAUUAGAAUAACACAUUUUACACAGUGUAUGUGAUCAUUCAAGUGGCAGAAUAUGGAAAAUUGUCAUUUUUGCUAACAAAAAAUUGCCUCGCUUAUUUUCAAGCGAUUAUUUUCUGGAACCCAGAAAAAUUCACUUUAUGUAGAGUUUAAUCUGUCUUUGGUUGGUACUUUAGUUUGAGUUACACAGUUCACGUGAUCACCAUAAUAAUAUUGUAAUUUCCUAUGUGUCGAACACUUGCCUUUAACGUCGAUCAUACUGUAAAAUGAACUUGUGAAAAAUA